This is a messenger RNA of Pomacea canaliculata, 3264 nucleotides long. RefSeq names its product proteoglycan 4-like. The transcript is spliced from 3 exons. Lineage: Eukaryota; Metazoa; Mollusca; Gastropoda; Architaenioglossa; Ampullariidae. The record is from RefSeq and is a predicted model, not a curated record. The coding region runs from base 1201 to 2397 and encodes 398 amino acids.
CUGCAGAUUUGUAAGAGAUUUAUUUGUGCUCAGUUGCAUACUAUAAUUAGCCUAACACGAGAACAAAGUUAUAUUUAUGCAUAGUACAAAGUUGGUAAAUAUAGAUCCAAUGUAACUAGACAAGGUAUGCCACCUCAAAGAAAAUCGGUUAGUAGCAUAACUGACUUAGAGGCCAUAACAAACGGAGAUAUAUAUACACACACAUAUAAGUAGAGUCUUUGAGAUUCAGCCUUCUGGUAUAAACCUUCACAAAGGAUUCCAGAUCCCCCAAAAUAGGGGAGGGUGUCAAUAAAUGCACUUGUUGCAUCACCAUAAAAAAUGCCAACUGUUUCCAAAAACACCAAAAGAGAUUUGAGGGAGGCAAGAAAAGAAAUCAAAAGAACAGGUUGCUUUUGUAGCCCUCUUAGCACAUAAAAAUAUAACAUUGUGUCGCGUUCCACCUCCAGCGGCGCCCGAAGCACGCUCACAGCCGCUCACACAGCCGGCCAGACACGCACAGACACUCGGCCGGAGGCAGGCAGCGACUUACCUCUCGAACCCGUGCACGGCACAAACCACGACAACGACGGGAAAAACGACACAAGCACGCAGUUUAAUAAAAAUAUAAACACGAAUACACGUACACACUCACACCAACAAAAACCAGAUAAACGGAUCAAAAACACACCUACGAGUACUCGUCAAAUAAAUAUAAAAACAACAGGGGACUGCCUCCCGCAAAGAAGUUACAAAUAAAAUUCACACACAGCAGAGAAAAUACAAAGUGCACUGCGACACAGCACAGUCAAGUGUCCGUUCAGGGUGUUCACAGAACCAGCGGUGCCACCCCCUCUCCCUCUGGACCAGCUGUCCAGCAGACCUCACUACCUCGGCCGGGUAGACCUUGGUCACGGAGUCUCGGCUCGCCGGCCCUGGAACAGGAGCGUCCCCAGGCGCUGACAGAAAGGCCGAAACUGGCUAAUAACUAAAGACUGAAGACAGCAGUGGGUGAUGUUUGUUUAUAUUAUUGCUGCUCUGAGGUAAAGGUCAGACCAAGAAACCUCUAAAUUUUUGGAAAGUAGAAAACUUGAACUUUGCAAUGAAAGUAAUAAAACUCGCCUUCCCCGUGUUUUCCCGGCCAAGCCAUGAUGGUGGCCUAUCAUGGGUACAGGGCUAAUUAAAGCUCGCUGUGCCCAGGCAGCAAGUAGCCGCCUCUGAUCGAUGGCGUCGCGCGCUUGCCGCGAGGAGGCGCCAGCAGGCCACACCCUUGCUCGGGUACUUGUCUGUGUACAACACCCACAUCGCGUCCACCCGUCAUUGGCCACGACGAUGACACCAGAAGAGAAGAGGGAGUGUAGAUGUCUGCUCCGCUUUUUAAGUUAUGAAGAUCUCGUGUCUUUGAAAGACACUGUAGUGGGACGAACAUUUCCCGUGAAAAAAAGGCGGGAGAUGAUAAACGUAAUCAUACGAGGCCAUUCAAGUGCAGGAGACCUACUUCGCCGCAAAAAAAUUCAAAGAGAAAUUCUUUUCCGGUAUCUUGAAUCCAAGUUGAUCCCUGUUACAUCAAGAACAGAGAAAUCUGUCUUAAUCACAAAAGUACUGGCUCUCUGGACAUCUCAGCAGCCCUUUGCUUCUAACACCUAUCGAGGAGCUCCUACCUCACAGAGAUCAACAUCACGAGCAGCCACUGCUUCUAACACCAGUCGAGCAUCACCUACUUCACACAGAUCAGCAUCACGAGCAGCCCCUGCUUAUAACACCAGUCGAGCAUCACCUACUUCACACAGAUCAGCAUCACGAGCAGCCCCUGCUUAUAACACCAGUCGAGCAUCACCUACUUCACACAGAUCAACAUCACGAGCAGCCCCUGCUUAUAACACCAGUCGAGCAUCACCUACUUCACACAGAUCAGCAUCACGAGCAGCCACUGCUUCUAACACCUCUAGAGCAGCUCCUACCUCAGACAGAUAUACAUCACGAGCAGCUCCUACCUCAGACAGAUAUACAUCACGAGCAGCUCCUACCUCAGACAGAUAUACAUCACGAGCAGCUCCUACCUCAGACAGAUAUACAUCACGAGCAGCUCCUACCUCAGACAGAUAUACAUCACGAGCAGCUCCUACCUCAGACAGAUAUACAUCACGAGCAGCUCCUACCUCAGACAGAUAUACAUCACGAGCAUCCACUGCUUCUAACCAACCACUCCAUCAAGACCCAAGAAGAACCUUUUUCUACAAGUACACAAAGACUACGAGAAGUAUGAAGGUAACACGUUUUAUCAAACAGUGCUGGAAUACUGUAUCAAGAAUAAAUUUUCUUACAGGAAAAUAUUCCUCUUCUGAAAAGGAGUGCCAGAGUUUCUUUACAAGAGGUCAUCUCCGAAAUUCUCUUGCCUUUUUAAAGUUCCUUUUAUGUUAAUACAGUGUUACUAAACCAGAUAUUUUUUCUUCAAUAUUUGAUUAUUCUUAACUUGAUGUUUUCACAACAAUAAUCUCCAAACGAGUUUUUGUACUUCAUUUUGUUUCACUUCCUCAUUCGUCUUGCAGCCCAUUGCAUCUCACACCAGAGAGGCAUCACCUACUUCACAGCGCCCUGCAUCAAUGACAGCCACUGUUUCCGUAACAGCCACUAUUUCAAACCAGCCACUACAGGAGACAUCUCCAAAAAGAAGUUGCUAUGAAUAACUACAGAAUCAAAGAAUUCCCAAGGUAACAGUGCAGCAAUACCAAACUCAUUAUUUGCUUAUAAAGUGGUAAGCCACUGGAACUCUCUUUCUCCAAACAUGAGAUCUGGACCUGAGAGGUUUCCAAACACCUUUUCAAAUUUUAUUGAAGCUUUCUAUUUCUUGCCUUUGAAAAUGUGAAUGAAAUUUGAAAUAGGAAUGAAGUCAGAUAAAACCUAACUCUGGAAGUAAUGAGAAGAUAUUUAUAGUCACAAAGUUUUGUCAAUAGUCAGUCUCUAUUACUUCCAGUACUAGUUAUCCUUAAAAGAUCACCAUCUUCUCAAGCUAUAGUUCUGAUAAUCUCUGCAACCCCUACCCCUACCAUCGUCUAAUCUUUUUCAGGCUGUUUCAGCUUUUGUGUUUCACAUCAUAUCCUGUUUUUCUUCAGUUCAGGGUAAGUUUAUCUAACACCACCUGUCUGGCGACAUCUGAUUCACAGAGACAGGUAUCACAAACAACCAGUGUUUAUAACCAGCGCUUGCAAAAGACAAGUAUAAGAAAUUUCAAUGAAGACCACAAGAGUCUGGUUGUGAGUCAAUGCCAACAGAACCUACAUAAAAAAA